Malaya genurostris is the source of this 10369-nucleotide messenger RNA. RefSeq lists its product as uncharacterized. NCBI's taxonomy places the organism in Eukaryota, Metazoa, Arthropoda, Insecta, Diptera, Culicidae. Bases 2356 to 5076 code for a protein of 906 amino acids. Gene Ontology annotation, molecular function: growth factor activity; fibroblast growth factor receptor binding. Gene Ontology annotation, biological process: positive regulation of gene expression; cell differentiation; regulation of cell migration. Gene Ontology annotation, cellular component: cytoplasm. The transcript is spliced from 4 exons. The record is from RefSeq and is a predicted model, not a curated record.
CGCGUGACAACGAUUUUUUUUUCGGCGAGUCGAGAAGUACAUUUCAGAAGCUCAGAACUUGGAUCUGGCGGGAUAUUCAUUCAGUCAUUCGUCUGAGCAAAAUAGGAAAGUGUCCUCAGUCGGGGCGAUAGGAGUGCAUUAGAGUUGCGAGGUGUUUCCCGAGGUGCGGUGAAUGAGGUUUUCCACCGAAGUGUUGCGAGUAGAAGAAAUAAAAAAAAUCCAACCUAUCGAGUGACGAUCGUAACAGGUGACUCCUGAUGCAAUUGAUGCGGUCAGCCCGCAACUGCAGAGAACCGGCUUUCGCGUGAUCAAUGAAUUGCAAAAUUCGGUGCUAGUGAUAAAUGUGAAAAUUAUUCUGUAGGAAAUUUUGCCGGAAAAAAAAUCGGAAUCUGGUCCUCUUUGGCACCGUGAAUUAUCAUAAUCCGGUCAACUAGAGUUGACGGCUCGAGCGGUUCCGGAGGUUUGCUCGGUUAUUCGAGGCUGAAAAUCGAGUACAAUUUGUUAUGUAAAUCAGAUGAUCCUCGCUCAGUUUUGCUGACAGUUGCUCGGGGCGGCCGGUCAUUCGGGUGGUCAGUGUGUGUGUGUGUGGUGCGCGCGCGGAAAAGUGAUGCUCUUUAUCACGGGAAAGGCGGCGGCGGCGGUGAACGCGCGAGAUCACACUUUUACUUUGACUCUGGCGCUGGCACCAGCAACCAGCACAGAGAGUUCUCAUUAAAAACCGAUUGGAUAUUUUGAGAAAUUAGUGUCGAGCGGUUUAUUGCGGUGUAACCGUUUUUUUUGUUGUUGUUUUUUUUUCUCGUGCUGACCACCAGACUAAGUGUGUGGCUGCUCAAAACUUACGGUCAUUUCGAUUCUUUCCCUUUGUCCACUAAUUUCACCGUGCCAACCAACUUGUAGUUCAUCAGAGCCGAAGUGAAGGUACUAGCCUGUGCAAGUGAGGCAAAAUAAAGCUUCGCGAAAUUGGUGACAGCAGUCCACGGUCACUCGGAAAGAAGCAGCAGGAGGUGGUUCGGUUUAUGCAUGCGUCACGUCGUGAAAAGUACGCGAAACAGCAGCCGAAAAUGUAGCAAUUAGUGGCAAUCGCUUCUGAAUCCUUUCGAGCCUCGAAACUGUCAGAGGAAGGUCCCCAUCUAGAACCGGGAGAAAGUCAGCAAAUUAAAACCAAAAAAAAAACGAGCAGUAGCAAAGUGCAUGUGUGUGGGCAGAAGAUCAAGUUGUUAUCAAACGCAGCAUGACCGGUGCGAAGCCGGCUGUCGUGCGCUGGUCGUGUUGGUGGUGGUGGUGGUGGUGGUUGCGGUUAUGGUGUGUUAUCAUCUGAUUUAAUUAUAAGUGAAAAAUACAAAACACACAAGUGAAACAGCACAGAUCCACCUUAUCGCACGCGAAGGCGCCCAAACCCAGUGACGAGUGCCGAGAGUGCCGAGAGUGUGAGUGUGUUCACGCGGUGCAGUUUUCAAUCCGUCGUGGUUCGAUUAAAAAAAAAAGUGCGAAUCGCAGCAGCCCUGCCAAGCCAAUCAAUCAGCCGUCGGGUCGGUGGUGUUGACACAAAAUUACAUUGUUGUAGGGUGCUUAUCUGUGGUUUGGCGAAACAGAAAAAAAAUAAAAGAAACAAAUCGACAGUUCUGUGGAACGCGAAGAAUCUCAUAUGCGAGUAAGGUUUCUGCUUGUGCAGCCGCCGGUGAACUAGAGAACAACGGUUGCGGAAUUUAUCAACUGUAGCAGAAGAAACACUGAGUCAUUAGGAGACAGUACGUGUGAACUUUAACUGAUCAUCGCACGGUAAAGAAUCCACAAGGUGUCGUGUUUGGCAUCCCUCACAUGAAAAUAAUGAAACAGAAAUCCGGUGCAAAACAUACUGAUUAAAAGUGAAAGAGUACUCUAACCCCGAAAGCAAAGAAAAAGCCAAUCGAAAAGCGUGAAAAAAGUAUCGAAAAUAUUAGAAAAAAAAUUCCGUGCAAGAUAAGUCAACUUAGAGUCAACAGUGACAUAUUGUAGGUGCUCGGAACGAAACGGAAGAAACCAGUGCUACAAAUUAUCUGAUCCGCGAGUGUGACAGCGGCACGGCGACGACGGCAACCCGGUCGAGGGAGCAAUGGGUGGUCAACGACUUGGGACGUUCCUGUCCUGCUACCGAAAGCGCGAAAAUCAAGUACAUCUAAAUCACUGCCGUCUUAUGAUAACCUGAAUACCGAAGGUUUUCCGAGAGCGAGAAGAAACGGGGGUUUUAUUCUUUGUAUUUCUGUUGAAAGUUGGGGAAAAAACGUAGAUUCGUGAGUGGUUUUUUUUUCUUGGUUUUGGUAAUUUAUUUUUCACUCGAAUACAGUGGCAUUAUUUUGUUGAGCAGCAAAAUUGUUCAUGAUCAGUGGAAGACUUCGACGGAGGGCCCUGGCCCUGCUGGGAGCCCUCCUAUUGGUGAUAUUUAUAUGGCCACCGUGUUGUGCAACGAUGCCGAAGCCGCUGCCGGCCCUGCUGCCCGUCGUUCCGGAGAUCGAUCUGCCCUCGGAACCGAUGCCGGCCGUGGCCGUAGUUAGUCCGGUCCAGCAAAAUGCGACCGGCAAAAGUCGAAAAGCCAGUGACCUGAGCCGUUUGAUGAGCAUUUUCACGAUGAUGACGAGAAAGGACGGCAACCCGUCAGAAGAGGAGACUGGAGGUCGCGGCAAGUUGGCCGUCCUCAGCCGCGAUGUCAGUAGUGCGAAUGUGAACGACAACCAAAGGCUAAAUUUACGUCGCCAUGAAAAUAACUUUCCCGGCUCGUCAAUAGAAGAGCCGAUCGAUAAAAAUAAAUCACAUGAACAACAAACGACCGGCGGCGGCGACGUCGCUCUGGCAGCACAGUCAGUGCAGUUAGAUAAUGCCGUCGAUGUCAUCGUUGCGAGCGGGAGCGAAAAACCUUAUCGCCCCCGAACGGAGCAGAUAACGCACAGUUCGACCGUUUUCAGUGUUCUUUUCCAAAAACCUGCGACACCGACUAGAAACACCGAACAACAACAACAGAACGGGGUCAAUGACCGCGGCAACCAGAGCGCCGUCAAUCAAUCAGUAUUCAAUUCCGCGUCCAGCGCCACUGGUGACGAAGACGGCCAUCAGUCCAUCAUCUCUGACUUCUCGCUGGACCGGUACUCCCCUAGGCCGAAACGUAGCGCCCUGGCAGAUCCGGCUGAAUUUUCCUACGGAGCCGGCCCACAUCGUCAUCGGCAUCAGCAACACCAUUUGACAGCAGGUAAUGGCAGUCUCACGGCGGCGGCAUCAGUCGGUGGUACAGGCCGAGGGCGAGGACCAUCGGUACGACACCAUCGUCAGUAUCAUCCACCUCAUCAUCACAAUCAGCAUCAGCAUCACCCGCAACAACAUCAGUCGCAGCCGCAGCCGCAGCCGCAGUCGCAGUACCGCAACGGGACCGCCAGUGCCAGUGCCGGUGCAGGAACCAGCGACGAAUCGUCCAAUCUAGAGCGCAAUGAACGAUCGGCGAAUCUGUCGCACAUAACCGGGGCAACGCGCAAGAUUCAGCUCUACAUCAAGAACCGAUACCUGCAGCUGCUGCCCGAUGGCACCGUCAACGGAACGCACGACGAUCGAAGUGAUUUCACAAUCCUCCAACGAACAACCGUGGCCGCCGGUCAGAUCCGAAUCCAGAGCGUGGCGACCUGUUUGUUUCUCUGCAUGGACACCUGUGGGACCGUCUACGGAUCGAAAGACUCCACCGACGACUGUGUGUUCAACGAGCAGAUCGAGCAGCACCACUACAACACGUACAGCUCGACGCAGCACUCGAACGGACGCCGGACGCUCUAUCUGGCACUGAACAAAACCGGCCAGCCCCGCAAGAUUCAGAUUCCGGUCAACCGAACCCUGGGCAAGUUGGCCACCUACACGAAAGCCCUCACCCAAACGGUAGCUCAUGAUCGCGUCGAGCGAUUGAUCUCGAGACUAUUCGGACCGAACCAUGUCCGUCAUGGACUGGGGCAGCUGUGCGAAUCCGGUCGAGCCCUGCAGGAACUGACGGCCAAGGUGAUGCGACCGCGUCCGGCAUGCGGUGCCGGGCGGAGUGUCGUCGCUAGUCAGCCCGCCGCGUCAGGCGGUGCCAAAGAACCCAAUCCGCUGGUAACCCCUGGCGGUAACAAGGACAAAGACACCAAGGACACCCUGCGGAAGAAGAAGAAAAAACGACGGAAAUGUCGCGAGGACGAACCGGCCGGAGAACAUUGCUUCAGGCCGCUAGGUGGUAGCAUAGGUACAAAUAGUGGUAGGAGAAGGUCCCCAGGGCCAGCGAAAAGUCAAAGGUGCAGGACGGAAGAUGGCGACUGUGCUGUUAGUCUUAGUAGUAGUAGUAGUUUUAGCGGUAGCAGUAGUAGCAGUAGCAGCAGUAGUAGUAGUAGUGGUAGUCCCAAUAGUGCAAAUAGUAUAAGUAUUAGCAAUAUGAGCAAUCAUGCGAGCACAACCCCAGCGAACGUACCAAAUGUAGUAGCUUCGACACCUGCGGCACCGACAGCAGGAUCGGGUCCGAAGAAGAAAGUGGCGAAGAAAGUCGGCAACCGAAAUACUCCCAAUGUAAAUAAUAAAAAGCCCAAGAAAAGUCCGGGUAACGGAGGCGGAGGCCUCGGUCCUAACAAGAAAGCCAAACCACUGCAAAGCACUAGUAGCAGUAGUAGUAUUAAUAGUAGUAGUCUCACUAGUAGUAGUAGUAGUAGUAGUAGUAGUAGUAGUAGUAGUAGUAGUAGCAGUAGUAGUAGUAGUAGUUCAGUAGUGCCAUCAGCCAUCCGGGGCAGGGGAAAAACAACAAGUACCUCUGUCUCGACGACGACAACAACAUCAACUCAAAUAGGAACAACAACUAGGACAACAGCAGUGUCGACCUCCUUGGCAACGCCAAUCGUCCGUUCGUCGUCUCCAAGCAACAACCUGGAAGAAACUGCACAAUUCGAAGAAGACUUAGACGCCGAACUGGACAUGGACGAUCUUAUUCAUGGAUCGACCGAGCUCAUCGAGGAGGACGAGAUCGACGAAGGUAACCUUAAUCUCGCUGGUCAAUCUUUGAACUUUGUGGAUGAGGAUCAUUUUGGCGAUAUGGAUUUCUAAAACCUGUUUUUAUUCUUCUUUUUGUUAUGAACUGAAUAAUUACCUACUUUCUUUGGAGCAUGAGGUUCCGAGGAUCAACACUCCGACCAACACUUUCACUUUGUUUAGCUCUUUUGUUCAUUUGUAAAAAAUUCUUUCUCAUUUUAGCUUGUCCUUUCUGAUCAUAGAUAUAGUAGAUCGUGUAUAAAAGUGUGACGAUUGUACGAUUUCUCUUUCUGUAAACAGGACCAGAGUGGUGUGACUAACGCAUGUGUAAGGUUUUAUUUUACCCUAGGGUCCUCUUCACUCUCAUCAGCAUUAUUUUUCACGUCAUACUCUUCAUAUCAAAAUAAGCACAGAACUUUGAAUAGGUUCAAUAAACAACGUUCAUUUUGUGCAUAUGAAACAGAUCAAAAAAAUCGGGAAUCUUCCCAAUCAGAAUAACAUUCAUUUGCAUCUCAAACAAUUUUCCCAAUUCAUUCCUGACUCUCGGAGCAUGCAUCUCAUUAACACAAAUACUUCACAUUCAUUCAAAAUUAUUGGUACAUAAUUUUCUAACGAAACAGUUUUCCAAAUUAAAAUCAUUUCUUCGCAUCACAAAAAAGUUUCUAGUCAAAAAUUCAUUAACUACGUUGACACAUUGGAAGAAGAAGAGCCCUGAUUUCGUCCUAAGUCGACGUAGAUCUUUUACUCCAUUUUUAAAUUUUAGAUGUUUAACUUCUUCCACUAGCUUGUUUGCUAUUGCAAACAAGAGGAUGGCAAACAAAUUGGUUCAACUAUUUAUCAUCCAGACAAAUGGAUAAAUGAAGCUGAAACAAAACCUGAUUUAUCAAAUAAAGCUCUACCCUUUGGUGGUUAGGCUAAAUGACAAUUGCUCAACAUUACCAGGUUAAAAGAUUUUUUGUUUACUUUAAAGUUCUCUUUUCCAAAUCCAAGCCCCUUUUUACAUUAUCAUGGGGCUCGAUCACAGAGUGAUAUUAUAUUAUCGACUUGAAUACUAGAGAUUGUCAUCUAGGCAAAGCAAAACCGAGUCUUGACAUUACAUUCCUUCUGUGGAAUAUGGGCUUUCUGUUUCAACAGAUUUCGCACGGCCAAUUUUUAGCGUAUAGAAUCAUUGCAUGGCUAGUACUAAGACCCUACACGCAAAGGCCAGCGAUCGCAAAACAACUAAAAUGUUAGUUUUUUUCUGAAUUUGAUGGGUUAAAAUUUGGUACAACUAAUCUAUUGUUGUUUCAAGUUAACUGUCAUUCUAAAUUUAUCGUGCUGGCAGUUUAGCAAUGACACCCAGCUAAGACAUGCACCACAAACGAGUAAUAAAACGUUACAGUAGAGCAAUGACAUACACCCUAAGCGUAAAAGCGAAACGUUUCAAUGAAGUGACACUUGUGCAAAUGUCUCAGUUGUUUUAACCAAUUAUUUAGUUAUUUGAACUCAAUACGUCUAUUACAAUAAAUAUUGUUUACCGCUAGUCUCUUCGGGGGGCAGCUAAUCGUUUACCGCUUGAACAACGAAAUUUUACCUAAGUGGUUGCUUAUAGCUUUAUCACUAAACUCAGAAAUUGUAUAGAAAUGCAACAAAAGAUUAUGAUUCCCAAAAGGGAAUUCACCAGUAAAAUGUUGACAGGGCAUUAAAAAUUGUUUCUCCACUUGCAGAAUGGCUCGCUGGAAGAGCAUUUUUGAUUCCGUUUUCAAGAAUGUUGCUGACAAACCAAUGCUACAGAUGAACUUGAAAAAAAAAAUACAAAUAUUAUCACUUUACUUUAACAGCGUUAAUGGUUAGGCGUUGAGCGAUUUUAAUUACAUUGACGCAUGAACUGUCCGAAAAUACAGUACUCACGGAUGAAAUUAAGGUCUGAGGACAGAGGGUCGCGUGUUGAGUUUUAAAUCGACCACUUGGCUCGCUCAAUUCCCUUUGCGCAUCGUAUUUCUCUUGUACCCUCUCGUAUAUGAGCAAACUGUACCGGGUUGCCAGCAAACAUUUUAUUAUUUUGAUGAGAAGUUUUAUCACAUAAUUCUAUCGUAUGGGUUGGACAUUACAUGGAUUCCAAUGGAAAAAUAUUCAACUUUCACAAAGAUUGAAUGCGAAACAAAAAAUGUGUUUAUAUACGAUGAAACGUUUGUGUGUUCGGCAGCCUUGUCGAUCCAAUUUUAUUUCUCUCUCCUUUGAUUUAAUUUGAAACGGGAAAAUAGCAAAAAAUCUACCACUUUACGGUACUUUCAAAUUAAAUUUCAGGUUCCAGGUUGCAGAUUUGCUUGUAAAUUUGUCGAUUUUUUUGCAAGCAGACUCGGCAAUUUUGCAGACAUUUUACAGAUUUUUUAAACUUUAAUAUACAGUUGUCCAAUUUACUUUUGAAACUGCGUCGGGCUUCUUGUUUAGUUUUGCUCGUCAUAGACAUAAAAUUUAUAUAUGAGGAUUUCCAGUAUGCAGACGUGAAAAUUUUACCUGGCAUCUCUGCCCAAGAGUUGGACAGUUGUUUUAACCCCUUCGCUGCCUGUUGUACUGAAGUUUGCAGCAUUUUUAUACCAAGAAUUAGAGCCAAUAGAGAAAUCAAUCGUCUGAUCGAUUGAAGGCAAUUGUAGAUUUAAAUGGUAAUAUUCUCUAGCAACCGAAAAUAAUUUGUUUGUUAAAUCAAAGCAUCAACAUGUUAGUAUCUGUCAAAGGCGACUGAAAUUUUAGAGUUGACGAUUUACAAUUUGAAUUGACGAUUUACAAUUUUAAAGACAAAGACGUCGAUUAAUACAAAGUAUCAUUGUAUAAAUUAUCUGGUUAUAAAAACAAUUGUCAUUUAACGGCCAAUUUUUAAAAAAAUAUUUUUCUGGUUUGUGGUCUCGUAGCGGUUAAAUCGAUCCGAAUGACAGUUUCGCUAUCUUUGCGGCUUUUUGUCGCUAUCUUGUCGCAUCGCAAUCUUCGUUAAUCACCAGUGAAAAAAAUCACUAUUGUGGUUUUCAGCGUGGCAUAGAAUGCGACGGAACCGCCGCAGAAUUGCGAAAUAAUGAGCGUCAGAGACGCAGUUGCCAGGUUGCAGAUUUGCAUGUAAAUUGGUCGAUUUCUUUUGUAAGCAGACUGUGCAGUUUUGCAGACUUUUUAAAGGUUUUUGAAACUUUUAUAUACAGUCGUCCAAUUUACAGACUUAAAAUUGCGUCGGGCUUCUUGUUUAGUUUUUCUCGUCAUACCUAUAAAAUUUAAAACUUUCAUUGGAGGAUUUCUAGUAUGCAGACGUGAAAAUUUUACCUGGCAUCUCUGUCCAAGAGUUGGCCAGUUGUUUUAAUCCCUUCGCUGCCUGUUGUACUGAAGUUUGCAGCAUUUUUAUAUCGAGGAUAAGAUCGAAUAGCGAAAUAAAUUGUCUGGUGGAUUAAAGGCAAUUACAGAUUUAAAAGGUAAUAUUAUCUAGCAACAAAAAUUAUUUAUUUGUUCAAUAAAAGCAUCGGCAAGUAUGUAUCUGUCAAAGACGACUGAGUUUUUAGAGUUGACGAUUUACAAUUUUUUCAGUAAUUGAUUUUUAUGGUUAAUAUUGAUAAUUUUUCGAGUGAAGCACGAGGUUUUAAAGACAAAGACGUUGAUUUUUACAAAGUAUCAUUGUAUAAUUUUUCUGGUUAUAAAAACAAUUGUCAUUUAACGGCCAAUUAAAAAAAAUAUUUUUCUGGUUUGUGGUCUCGAAGUGGUUGAAUCGAUGCGAAUGACAGUUUCGCUAUCUUUGCGGCUUUUUGUCGCUAUCUUGUCGCAUCGCAAUCUUUGUUGGUGAUUCACCAAUGAAAAUCACUGUAACCACAAAUAGAAUAGUACAAUCACGGCUGACACUAUGCAGUGACAGCAUUUCACUACACUGUUAGAAAGAAACCUGUAAAAUUCCAUUGAAUCAAUUUGAACAAAAAACUUCCAUCAGAAAUAACAGAAUAUUAUGUGCGAUUUGAGAAUUACAUAGCUAUAAAAUCAAUGGAAUAAAAAAUAAGAAUCAUUAGAUCACAAAGAACUUCCUUUUAGCUAUUGUGCCACAGAAACAUACCUACCUUGAACAAAAAACUCCCGUUAUCUAGGCAAGUGAAGUUUGAAUGGGAAUUGUAAUUAAUGUGUGUUUGGCAGCUGUUUGUUUACAACAUAAAAAAUUUGUCAGGCAAAUUUUACUAUGAAAAAAUAUUUAACAAAGAGUUUGCUUGAAACUUUGUGUUUUGAAUGGAAUUUCGGCUACAGAAUCAUUAAAAAUGUUGCAGAAGUUUUUUGAGGAGUCUACUUUAUCGAGAGCGCAAGUAUUUGAGUGGCAUGACGCAUUCAGUGAGGGUCGUGAGAUCGUAGAAAAUUUUGCUUCAUGCUGCUUCUCCGUCCACCUCUGUAAACGACGAUAACAUCGAAAAGUGAAGGAAAUUUUGCUUGAAAAUCGUAGUGUUAGCAUUAGAGAGAUAGCAAGCGAUCUUGGCUUCUCUUAUGAAUUGACUCAGCACACUUUGGUUAAUGUUUUGGGUAUGAAACGCAUCGAUGCCAAGUUCGUACCGAGAAAACUACAUUUUUUCCAUAAUUGUGACUGAAUUUUUGACUAAACACGAAACGAAAGUCAUCACUCAGCCACCGUAUUCGCCAUAUACGGCCCGCGGUGACUUUUUCCUAUUUCCAAAACUAAAAUAUUCACUCCGGGGAACGCUCCAUAACGCGAUCGAGGACAUAGAAAGUAAUUCGCUGAAGAAACUAAAAGCCAUCCCGGCCGAAGCCUGAGCCGAGUAUAUAGAAAAUUGGUUUGGCCACUGGAACCAAAACAGGCGUUCAAAAGGCGCAAAUAACAUGCAUCUUUCUAUUCGAAUAGUUUUUUAAGUAACUAGAUUUUUUUUGGGUAGAACAACCAAACGCUGCGUAUGUGUGUACAUUGUAUUCUCACUAACAUCUUUCCGCAUGAUUUCAAAGCUGACCUUGUGUGUAAUAUCUCAGCCUGCUACCACGUAUCACCAAUAGACUGUGUGCCAGCUCGUUUUCCGUACACAUUCCCACAUCCGGAGAAGCCAUUCUCGAAUAAUGCAUGCCCCCUCCCUGAUCCUCCUCAUUCACGCUACUACCUGAUCCACGGUAAAAACCGACACGGACAAUCUGUCCAUAAAUUUUGCCCAACUCAGCACGCACUAAUUGAUCACUGCGUUUCUGUCUCCCACCCCGACUCCGGCGCUCUUUUUCUUUCUUUCUAUAUUCACUUGCAGGACCCCAACCACUAAAUCCGACCGCUUCGCCCUGGCAAGAGCAACAACCACUUCCGAUCAGUAACUGUGCACCUCCCGUUCCUCCCACUGUUGCCAACGCUUGUUCGGGCACUUCACUAGCAGGGCAAACUCGGGGC